Molecule: messenger RNA, 471 nt
Organism: Colletotrichum chrysophilum
Lineage: Eukaryota; Fungi; Ascomycota; Sordariomycetes; Glomerellales; Glomerellaceae
Exons: 3
Coding region: 1-471 (156 amino acids)
Source: RefSeq, a predicted model, not a curated record
AUGCGCCUUGAAGGUCACGAGUCACCGGGCUGGGAGCAGACGAUCAAGGAGUACAUCAAAGCUCUCAAGGACUAUGACUACGUGGAAAACCGCCCAAAGUCCAGCCGAGAUCCGUUUCUUGCCACAGGAGAAUAUGGCGUGGACAACUACGUUCUCAACUGCAACAUCGAUAGUGUCCUCGCCAACGAUAUUAACGACUAUGUUGACUCACUUAAAACUUGGGACGUCAGCUCUGAUCAAUCCAACGAGCCGAUUACUGGCACACGUGGGAGCAAUGUCGCAAAGACAUGGUACCGCGGGUUCAAAGAGCGCAUCGUGAUUGCAGCUACCGGAGGCGCCUUCCUCGUUGGCCCAAUGUGGAUCAUGGUGCUGAAUGGCGGGCUCUACACCUCACUUAUCUCGACAACGGCUUUUGUUACAGGGAACAAGCAAUUCGUAGAUAAGGUAGUUAUUGUGGAACUGAACGAUUAG